AUCACAAAAUAUGUCAGAUUUUUCUUUUUAUUUUCAUUUUUACGGAUUGGAUUUGUAUUUAUAAUUAAGUUUGAAAACUCAGUUUAAACAUAUUCGUCUGACGUAAGUGAGACAUGUGAUACAAACCUUACUGGGCAUGCGCGGCAUUAAAUAACAUUUGGCGGGGACAGUUCGCUUUUGCUGUUUUUCUUGCGUUAUAUAUGUAUAUAUAUGUCAUCAGUUCAUGCUUUUUAAAACUGGACAAUAAUGGUUGAAGGUCCCGGGUGUACGUUGAACGGAGAGAAAAUCCGAGCAAAAGUGUGCAAGGGUCAGAAAUUAAAGGAUAUCAGAGGAAGUUUGACAACAACAUCUGCGAACAAGUCUGAGGGCAAUGUUUUCCGUUGUCUUGUGGGGUCUCCAUAUACAGGGGUCGAGACUCUGGGAAAAGAACUCUUCCUGUAUUUUGGCUCGAGAGCACUAAGAGUUCACUUUGGCAUGAAUGGAUCAAUGCGAAUAAACCCUGCUGAGAGGAAGGAUAAGAGUAGCUCCGUCCCGCUGCUGGAAAUACACUUGACUAACGACACUGUGUGCUUCUUUGACAGCACUGUGGAAAUAAGGUUGACUGAGGACUGCGAACAGAGGGUGAAAGCGCUGCACAUACUGGAUGUGUGUUCACCCAAGUUCAGCUUUUCUCGAUCGGUGGAGGCGGUGAGAAGUCAGAGGAGCAGGAUGCUGUGUGACGUUCUCCUCGACCAAGCCGUCAUGCCAGGAGUGGGCAACAUCAUUAAAAAUGAAGCCCUGUUUGACUCUGGCUUACAUCCAGCAGUGAAGGUUCAGCAGCUGACGGAAGAGCAUAUCCAGCACCUGGUGAAGAUGACGCGGGAUUUCACGCUGCUUUUUUAUAAGUGUCGCAAAUCUGGCUCUCCACUUCACAAACAUUACAAAGUCUACAAGCGACCCCAGUGCAACCAGUGCUCUCAUGUCAUCACAGUUUGUCGUCUUGGAGACAAUGGCAGGAUGACUUACUUCUGUGAGAGCUGUCAGAUCAUGGAUCCCAGCGGAGUUGACGUCAGAAAACUCCCUGUGAGGAACAGUCUGAUUGGCUGGGUCUGUAGCGAGGGAGCCAAUGAGAGGGUCGCUCGGAAGGAGGAAGAAGACUGGGCCUGCCAGCUCUGCACGCUCAUCAACCCGCCAGCAGCGAAAGCCUGCGACGCCUGUCUCUCUCCCAGACCGGAAGUCCAGACCGAGGAUACAGACCGGGAGGCGACACCUUUCACCACAGAUCUGAUCAAGUUCCCCUGCAUUGCCUUCAAGAAACCACAGGUGGAGCGCAAAGUCAACUGGAGGUCGGCGUUCGGGACCUCCACUCUUGUUUUCUCCGACUUGAGCCAGAAGCCCGUGAACCCCUCGCCGCCCCCAGCAGGCGGUCAUUUGAAUUCUUUGGCGGCGAAGCGGGGUUUGGAUAAAUACAGCAUGGACCAGGGGACAACCAGCCCCAAUUAUGCCUCUGGUGGCUGGCAGCAGCAAAGUCGCUCAGAUGGGGAGGCUCUGGCCUCCCACAGUCACCCAUCCAAGAAAAUGAGGAUUGAUCACAGUCCCUUCCUCGGUAACAAUCCUCACAACCGAAGCGCAAACUCAGGCAUUCAAAAGGCAGGGGAGAAGAACAGCGGCUCCCUGGCGGCGGCCAGUCCCAGCGCUCCUUGUUGUGCCUCCCAUCGUCGUCCUGCUGCUCUCCGAGUGGUCCACAAGGAGGGGGACAAUAAAGGACGGCAGUUUUAUGUCUGCGCUCAGCCCAGAGAGAAGAAGUGUGACUUCUUUGAGUGGGCCGACUCGCACUUUCCUUUCUGCCACCACGGGAAACGGUGUAUAAUGAGGACGGUGCUGAAGCUGGGCCCCAACAACGGACGCAACUUCUACACAUGCAGCAUUAAAAAAGGUAAACAGUGCGAGUUCUUCCAGUGGGUGGAGAACGGACCCGGAGUUUCCAUCCUUCCCGGCUGCUGAAGCUCAUCAAAAGACCAGGAAACUGGAGCUGCUGCUGCCAAGUGACACGUAUAGAGUUGACUUCUCAAUCAUGGACUUCUUGUCAUACUCCUGUGCAACUGGGUGGGAAUAACAAUGUAAUAAAGUAUUGGCACAUCCAAUCAACAAAGCAUUUAUUUCUCCGCACAUUCCACUGGACACAAGUAUUAAAACAUGUUAAAUGGAUCGGAAUGAAGGGCUUUAAAAACAGUCCACAGAGUUCAGGAACGGUGCGUCGGACUGGGAGUUGGACACCAUGUAGUGGAACUGUGAGAGACUUGGCGCUUUGUUGCACGCAGCACCUGCAGGUGAAACACAGAAACAAUUCGUGUCAAAAAGAUAUGUUUUUGUUUUUACUGAUGAAUAUAAGCGUAUAUUUCAGGAGAACAUUCACUCGUAUUGUAUUUGUUGCUACUUGAUCUUCACGCUUCAGUCGCUGAUGUGUACAAUUCAACACUAACAGGGGAGCUUGCUCUUGUAUUUCUUACUCUGUUCAAGUGGAAGCCCAACUGUAUUAAGUAAAAAUCAUAAUUAUUAUGUUAAAAUAAUAGACAUGUUAUUGACGCUGAGCAGGGGCAGGGUUAGAGUGGGACAUGGGUAUCAGUACUGUUAUCAUUAUUUACUUUUUUUCUUUAAAGACAUAGUAUGAUAAAUGUAUAAAAAAAUCUAAUGAAAUACUUGCCAUGAAGAGCAUCAUUUCUAACUUUAAACUUAAAAAAAAAGACGUGUAGGAGACGUUGACAACCAUUGUUGAUAGAAUUUGACAUAUAUUGCCUUCUUGUGUAGCUCUGACAGGAAGUCAUCGUGCACUCAUGCUGACACCAUGAACCUUCAGCCUUCUUCUGCCCCAAACAUUGCAAGUUCCAAAUCAUUCUCACCCCAUCACUAGAAAUGUCAUCAAUGUUUUAAUGUACCAAAAAAAAAAAAGUUUGAUCUGGGCCAAGACGCUCUUCCUCUGGCUGCCGAUUGUGGCUUCAUUAAUAUGGCACACUUGUUUUCUCUCUUGACAGACUUUAGAAUUCCAAUUAUAUUAUUCUCGCAGACCAGAGGAACGCUGAUGUAUUUCACUGCCACCCCGAGACAUUAAGACUGAAAUGAUUUUCAUGGGGAGGGGGAAAAAAAAACAUGCAGUGAAGGGAGGUUGUGUUAACUGACAAGAAAUUAUGUUGGCUGGUCAUAAUACUCUGCUGCUUUCUCGGAGAGGGAAUGCAUGUUCAUGAUUCCUGAUCACGAAGAGCCCUGCAUCUCUGAGGAAGUUGUAGACACCACCAGACAACUUGUUUGAGUUUCCACAGAUGGAUGCCGGAGAAAUCCCUGCCUCUGUAUCAGACGUUUGUUUUGCCGGCGAGUCAGGUAGUUCUGGCACACGCACCACCGCUCUCCCCCAACCCUCACCGUAAUGGCCCGUCGUGUUGGCACAGAUAAUGGCACCGAAGAACUCCGAGUGAUGCCUCUUUAUUCGGGAGAUGGCCGUCUUGCAGGCGGCGGAGGGAUCCGCUCCAGCCCUCAUCAGCUCCACGGCCAAGAAACUGUUGGCAGCAUCACAGACAGUCAACACCGGGGGGAGCUGAGGAGCGGACUGGGGACUUAAGAUGAGCGUGAUAACAGGGAGGAGCUCCGGGGCAGGUCAUGAGCUAAAUCUGGCCACUGUUAAACCUCUCAUUUGAUAUGAUAAGUGGUGCUUCUGGAAAGACUGUGGCGAGCACAACUGU
This is a messenger RNA of Synchiropus splendidus (mandarinfish), 3713 nucleotides long. It is a transcript of the gene neil3, whose product is annotated as nei-like DNA glycosylase 3. Gene Ontology annotation, cellular component: nucleus. Gene Ontology annotation, biological process: base-excision repair. The record is from RefSeq and is a predicted model, not a curated record. The coding region runs from base 247 to 1983 and encodes 578 amino acids. Gene Ontology annotation, molecular function: DNA-(apurinic or apyrimidinic site) endonuclease activity; zinc ion binding; DNA N-glycosylase activity. The transcript is spliced from 10 exons. Lineage: Eukaryota; Metazoa; Chordata; Actinopteri; Syngnathiformes; Callionymidae.